This is a messenger RNA of Alnus glutinosa, 2965 nucleotides long. RefSeq names its product centromere protein C-like. Gene Ontology annotation, cellular component: kinetochore. Gene Ontology annotation, biological process: kinetochore assembly; attachment of mitotic spindle microtubules to kinetochore; spindle attachment to meiosis I kinetochore. Gene Ontology annotation, molecular function: centromeric DNA binding. The coding region runs from base 101 to 2455 and encodes 784 amino acids. The record is from RefSeq and is a predicted model, not a curated record. The transcript is spliced from 12 exons. NCBI's taxonomy places the organism in Eukaryota, Viridiplantae, Streptophyta, Magnoliopsida, Fagales, Betulaceae.
UCGAAAUAAAACUGCGUUGCUUCGUCUUCCCUCCCAUCCAACAUUCUGAAAUGUCUUCCUCACCAUAGGACCAUAGGCGCGUAACAACCCGGAAGCGAAAAUGGUAGCCGAACCCCGGUGCUUUGAUAUGGUGGAUCCGCUUAUGGCCUACUCGGGUCUCACCCUUUUCCCCAGGACCUUCGGGGUCGCACCCGACCCAUCGAAGCCGAACGACCCAGACGCCAGCCUCGACGCCAUCCACAACCACCUCAAGUCCUUGGCCUUACAAUUUCCUAAUAAAUUUCUAGAGGAGGCGAAAAUGGUUUUAGAUGGUAGUUCAGGACUUGCAAACUAUCUGGCAAUUAAAGAGAAAAAAGUUGGUGCUGUAGAGGAUAAGGAGAGUCUCCAAGAAAGAAGGCCAGCCUUGGGCCGUAAGCGGGCUCGGUUUUUUUUAAAGCCUAAUUUAAUUCAGCCUGCUGUAAGUUUGGAACCAAGUUUGGACAUUGAACAACUUAAAGACCCAGAGGAAUUCUUCUUGGCAUAUGAACGGCUUGAAAAUGCCAAAAGAGAAUUACAGAAGCAGACUGGUGGUGUUCCAAUGGAUUUAAAUCAGCAUAAUCUAUCCACAACUGCACGACAACGUCGACCAGGGAUUCUAGGGCGAUCAGUUAGAUACAAGCAUCGCUAUUCAUCAGUGAUUUCCGAAAAUAAUGAGAAUAUUUUAUCUUCUCAAGAGACAUUUGAUUCAAGCAUUUUCAGCCCAACUAAUGGCAUCUCACAACGCAAAACUGAUCAUGAUUUAGAAUCAAAGGAGAGGGAUUUAGCUGGUUCAAUGGACAAUCCAGAGAACAAGGUUAGUGAAAUCUUAGAUGAAUUGCUAUCUGGCAAUUUUGAAGAUUUGGAAGGGGAUAGAGCAGUCAGUAUUUUACAAAAGCGCUUACAGAUCAAACCUAUUGAUUUGGAGAAGUUAAACCUUCCAGAAUUGCGAGAUAUCCAAAAGAUUGAUUCAAAAUCUUCAAGACGAAACAUGCCAAGGCCUCGGAGGGCUUUAGCGGACAUUGAUAAUCUGUUAAAAGGGAUUAGCAGUAAAUCACUUGUGAAGCUCAUACCAGAGGCAGAAAGCUCUUUGCAUCAUAUAUCUUCACCCUCACCCCCAAGAAGUCCGUUUGCUUCAUUAUUUGUGUUACCAAGGCAAAAUUUGUGGCCAAAGCCAUCAAAUGAUCCAUUUCCAAUUCCUGUUCUUGGCCACUCACCAGAAAAAAAUUCUUCUUUGACUGAAUGCACGCUGAAAGAGUCUGACCUGGAUCAUACAGGAAUGCAAUUGAGCAAUUGUGAUGAGUUGAAGUCACCCUUAGUUGAGGAAGAUGACAUUGAUAAUCUGUUAAAAGGGAUUAGCAGCAAAACACCUGUGAAGCUCAUACAGAAGGCAAAAAGCUCUUUUCAUCAUAUAGCUUCACCAACACCCCCAAGAAGCCCGUUUGCUCCAUUAUCAUUGUUACAGAGGCAAAAAUUGUGGUCAAAGCCAUCAAAUGAUCCAUUUUCAAGUCCUGAUUUUGGCCACUUACCAGCAAAAAAUUCCUCCUUGAUUGAAUGCAUGCUGAAAGAGUCUGACCUGGAUCAUACAGGAAUGCAAUUGAGCAAUUGUGAUGAGUUGAAGUCACCCUUAGUUGAGGAAGAUAACAUUACAACUGCUAAGACAGGUUCACCAGACGUGGCUACUGGAGAUGUUACUUGUACAUCUGAGGCAAUUGUGCAUGAUAAUUCCAGUAAACUUUCUUUUCGUGUUGAUGUUGACUCAAGUGGAACUCAUGUUGAAAUGGAGGACAAUGUUAAAGGCAGUAAUAUGGAUGAUGAAGCUAUAGAUGAGCAAUUAAGUAGGCAUGAUGCUGAUAUUGAUGCUCAGGAAAAUGGAUCCAAUAAAUUGGAGGACAAGGUGAAAGACAUGCUACAGGAACCAGUGGAGGCAGUGGCUUCUGCAGAACGUAAUGUUAACAUGGUGGACUCAACUGGGGAAAAUUCGAACUACAUUCGAGCUCCAUUGGAUCAAUCAAGUCCUGCUGUGGUUGAAGACCAUUCACUGCAUGGACUCUCCCAAACCCCAGAUAAUGUCCCAGAACAGCAUAUAGAGAAAAUCCAGGGAAGUACCGAGGUGUCAUUGAACGAGCAAAUCGAAGCAAAAUCACGUCUGCACAGAGAGCGCAAGAGUAAAGAACGUUCUCAUAGGCAAAGCCUUGCAGGAGCUGGUUUAUUGUGGAAAUCUGGGGUAAGGCGAAGUACCAGGAUCAGGACAAGACCUUUGGAGUAUUGGAAAGGUGAAAGGUUACUAUAUGGUCGCAUCCACCAGAGUUUGACAACAGUUAUUGGGUUGAAGUAUGUUUCUCCAACAAAGGGUGAUGAUGGAAACCCUGCUCUCAGGGUGAAAUCUUAUGUCGCGGAUGAAUACAAAGAGCUUGUCGAGCUUGCAGCUCUACAUUGAGAUGUCUGAAAUGUUAAGAAAUAUUAGAUGACGCAAAAGACAAAAUGAAGACUUUAUGAUAUAAAGACUUUAUGAAUCAUUAUCAGCUUUACUGUAUCCGCCGACGCAAAAGACAAAUAAUCAAUGCUGCUUAGAAGACAAAAUAAUUAAUGCUACUCAGAAGACCCAAGAAUUAUUGCUGCCUUUACUGUUCAGAAGACAUGCGUCAUAUUGAAUUAUUGAUACUUUUACUGUUUAAAAAGAUAUGCGAAAUAUUUACUACUAUUCAUAUUUGUAGUUUUCUUUUUCUUUUAGCCUAUAAAAAGCCUGUAUGAUAUGUUAGAAGACAGAGGCCAUUUGAAAGGUAUUCUGAGAACCUGAGUGCCUAUUGUCCUUAGCCUUUCUAUCUUGUAUCUAGUUUUUCCUUUUCUUUCCUUUCCUUUCUUUUUAUCCUUCAUCCCCUGUAUCAAGGCUUUGAAGCUUGUAUCUAUUUCCUCUUUGAAUCAAUAUAUCAAGUAAGAAUGUUUAUUA